UUAAAAAAGUUAAUGGUUGUGUAUUGAUCAAAUAUACCAUUUUAAAAGUUUUUAGGUUAUAUUUCAGUUUGGUUUCGAUUAAAUCAGGUUAUCAAACAUUGACUAUGAAACUUUAAUACGCAAAUUAAUCUAUGACAUGCUUUUUAAUCAAGUUCUUUUGUAUUUUUGAGAUUAAACAAUUCUUGUUAAUUGGAUCGAACCUCCUAAACCAAGAACCAUGGAUGUUACCAAAUAUUUGCUGUCCACCCUUUAACAAAUCUGAUUUUUGUAUCAGAACAAAGUCCCUUUAUUCAGAUCUGAAGAACACAAGAGAACAAGAAACAUAGUUCUCAAAGUGUUUAACUCUGUGUUCCAAUAUGUCCUCAACACCAACAGAUCCUUUGCAAUUUCUAAUCCAACGGUUUCAAAACUACAAAUCUCAUCAUCUUCUUCAACAUUUUCCUGCAAGAUCUUCAGCUGUCUUAGUUUGUAUAUACCAAGAACAUGGAAAAGAUGGGAAGGACCUACGUGUGAUCUUAACCAAACGCUCUUCUACUCUCUCUUCUCAUCCUGGAGAAGUAGCAUUGCCUGGAGGGAAAAGAGACGAAGAAGAUGCAGAUGAUAUAGCUACCGCGUUGAGAGAAGCUCGUGAAGAAAUCGGUUUAGAUCCUUCUCUUGUUACAAUCAUUUCUGUUCUUCAACCAUUUGUUAACAAGAAGGGAAUGUCAGUUGUACCAGUUAUCGGUUUUCUACACGACAAGAAUGCAUUUAAACAGCUACCAAAUCCAGCUGAAGUAGAAGACAUCUUUGAUGUUCCGCUAGAGAUGUUUCUCAAGGACACGAACAGGAGAGCAGAGGAACGAGAGCAUGAAGGAGAAAGAUAUCUUCUUCACUACUUCGAUUACUAUGUGGAAGACAAAGAGAGAAACUUUGUUAUAUGGGCACUCACUGCUGGUAUUCUGAUCAGAGUUGCCUCCAUUGUUUAUCAGAGAUCUCCUGAGUUUCAAGAACUCAAGCCAAGCUUCUGGAAACAACCAAACUGAUGUUUCUUGAAAUGUAUUCUUGUAAUAAUCGAAAAAAACAAAGCAUGUAACUAAAUGUGUUUCAAAGAUCUUCUCGUCUUUACUCUUUUAGCUGAACACCUCGUAGAACUUCUCUGUAACGACAAUGCCCGAAUCCAUAGACUCAAGAGGAUCUUUCCUAAGACGGUGUCUUAAGCAAUUCGGUAUAACGAUACCAACAUCUUCUGCCGUCACAUGAUCUCUUCCUUUAAGCGCAGCAAGCGCUCUCGCAGCUCUGUUAGUCACAAUAUCACCUCUCAGUCCAUCAACGUCAAGCUCAGCGCAGACCCUCGAGAUCUUUACUUUCAAAUCUUGAUCGAUCUCAACUCCAGAAAGAUUGCUUCUCGCGCUCGUAAUCUGCUCCUGAAGCUUCAUCUGCUCCUCCAGAUAAGACUCUCGAAACUCCUUUGGGUUACUAUCAAAACGAGCUCUCUCUUCCACAAUCUUGACCCUCAGCUCAGCGUCUCUAACUGUGCCUACUUGCGCGUGCAUACCAAACCUAUCGAGAAGCUGCGGUCUAAGCUCUCCUUCCUCCGGAUUCCCUGAGCCAAUGAGGAUAAACCGAGCCGGGUGAGAGAUGGAAAUCCCUUCUCUUUCAACAGUGUUCCAACCUGAAGCAGCAGAA
Molecule: messenger RNA, 1665 nt
Organism: Brassica napus (rape)
Lineage: Eukaryota; Viridiplantae; Streptophyta; Magnoliopsida; Brassicales; Brassicaceae
Product: nudix hydrolase 11
Exons: 4
Coding region: 357-1022 (221 amino acids)
Biological process (GO): coenzyme A catabolic process
Molecular function (GO): acetyl-CoA hydrolase activity; coenzyme A diphosphatase activity
Source: RefSeq, a predicted model, not a curated record